AUGCGCAACCGGUGCAAAGAACAGGACGGCGAUGGCAGCAACAGUCAUGGGACAGGUCCUGUGAAAAGUCCCAUGACCAUUGCCAUCAUCACUGCCAUGUUCGUGCUGGCCGUGCACAUGCAUCCCAUUGCCUGCCGUGUAGUGACUCAGCUCUACCAACACAUUUUGUCUUUGGCAUUUGCUAUAAAGGAGAUCAAUGAAAAUCCCCAGAUUUUGCCCAACCUCACUCUGGGCUCCCAUAUCUAUAACAGCAACUUUAUUGCAAGUGGGACGUAUCAUGCCUCAAUGGAAGUAUUCUCAACACAAGGCAAAUUAAUCCCUAACUACAAGUGUGAAACAGAGAACAAUCUAGUGUCAGUCAUGGGAGGACCGAAUUCUGAAGUCUGUAUCCAUAUGGCAGCCAUCCUGUCCAUUUACAAGAUUCCACAAGUUUCGAGAGUCUUUACUUUCUUGAAUAAGGAGCAGAGGCCAGGCCUUACACAGAUAUUUGUUUUUCUGGCAAAUAUCAAAUUAGCCCUAAUUACGUUCAUUCCAUCUCCAAGUCUCAAGGACGCCCUAUCCAAGUGGGUAGAACUGUUUCCCAUGUGUUCCACCACAUCAGGCACCACCAUCCAAAUUUUGGAAGCCAUUUUCACAACCCACGGCAUUCCCGACGUCCUUGUCUCGGACAAUGGACCUCAAUUCACCUCUGAUACUUUCCAACAAUACUUGGCAAGCCUGGGCAUUCGCCACGCUCAGAUGGCCCCUUACCACCCCGCCGGUAAUGGCAUGGCUGAACGGGCUGUCCGCUCAGCCAAAGAAACCCUAGCUCGGCUGAGUCACCUGCCCUGGCCUGCCAGGCUUCAGGCAUACCUCCGUGCCCAGCACUCUACUCCAUGCCAGGCAUCCGGCAGGUGCCCUUCUGAGAUCCUCAUGGGCCGCUGGCUCCGGACCACACUGGACCGUCUCCACCCUUCUUACGCCCCCUCAAAUCUCCCGUUGCAGGAGCCCCCACGGUACUUUCUGACAAAGCCUAUUUCUCUUUGCAAUGACCAUUGUCAUCCAGGUUACAGGAAGGCCAAAAAGGAAGGGAAACCAUUUUGCUGCUAUGAUUUCCUUCCUUGUCCAUCAGAGAAGAUUUCUAAUCAGAAGGACAUGGACAACUGCUUUCAGUGUCCACUAGAUCAUUAUCCAAACGAAGAGCGAAAUUUCUGCCUUCCAAAAUAUGUAACAUUUUUAGAAACUGAAGAAAUGCUGGGGAACAUUUUUACCAGCUUUAUUCUUACUUUUUCUAUCAUUACUAUUUUGCUACUCUGGCUCUUCAUUAAAAACAAGGACACCCCUAUUGUGAAAGCCGACAAUGAGACCCUCACCUACACUCUUCUCAUCUCCCUCCUGCUCUCCUUUCUCUGUGCUUUGCUAUUCAUUGGCCAGCCUCGUCAAUGGACAUGUCUUCUUCGGCAAGCUAAUUUUGGUAUCAUCUUCUCCGUGGCAGUUUCUAGUAUUUUGGCAAAGACUAUCAUUGUAAUUCUUGCUUUCAUGACUACCAAGCCAGGAUCCAGAAUUAGGAAAUGGAUGGGAAAAAGACUGGGUCUUUCUGUUGUCCUUUCUUGUUCUUUUAUUCAAAUCAUUAUUUGUACCAUAUGGCUAUCAAAUUCUCCCCCGUUCCUGGAUGUUGACAUGUAUUCCAUGGCAAAGGAAAUUGUAUUGAUGUGUAAGGAAGGAUCAACCAUCAUGUUUUAUUGUGUCCUUGGUUUUAUGGGUCUCUUGGCAAUUAUCAGCUUCCUGGUAGUUUUCCUGGUCAGGAAGUUACCGGACACAUUUUAUGAAGCCAAAUUUAUCACCUUCAGCAUGUUGGUCUUUUGCAAUGUCUGGCUUUCCUUUGUUCCAACCUACUCGAGCACAAAGGGGAAAUAUAUGGUGGCUGUAGAGAUCUUCUCUAUUUUGUGCUCCAGUGGGGGGUUACUGUCUUUCAUCUUCUUCCCAAAAUGUUACAUUAUUCUGGUGAGGCCUGAUUUAAAUAUUAAGGAACAGCUAAAAAGAGGGAAAAACUAA
Molecule: messenger RNA, 2034 nt
Organism: Thamnophis sirtalis
Lineage: Eukaryota; Metazoa; Chordata; Lepidosauria; Squamata; Natricidae
Source: RefSeq, a predicted model, not a curated record